AUGGUACUCACUCCUCCCGACUCAUUUGACCGCGUACGAGACAUGGAUCAUUCGCGGCUUUGUACGUCUCUUCCUGUUUUACUUCUGCUGGCCUCAUUCCCCUUUUGCACUUCGGGACUGUUUCUCUUUCGCUGCCUGUCCUGUCUUGUCCUUUGCGAUGCCGAUGGGCUAACCCUCGUCCUUGCGUCAAAGUUGUUAUUGGCAGUGAUAAAUAUCCUUCCCUGGAUCCUUGCAUUCCUCUACGAUGCGCUCCUGUACCUCGGGCGAAUGGUGUGGCAUGAGAUUCCCGUUUUCGGCGGGCGGGCCAGAGGUGAGAAUAGGCCGAGAGCGCCGAGUCUGAGACAGAGGGCGGGGAGGAGGAUGAGUUUCGCCGAGUUGGUCACGGCGACGACCGGUGCGAGUGGAGGUGGUGCUGCGCCGUCGACGCCGACGAGGGCGGGCACGAGACAAGAAAGGGGCCAUGAGAAGAAUUUGAGCAGGACGAGUAUACCAGAGGAACAAGAACAGGAACAGGAGGAGAAUCCGUGA
Molecule: messenger RNA, 528 nt
Organism: Exophiala xenobiotica
Lineage: Eukaryota; Fungi; Ascomycota; Eurotiomycetes; Chaetothyriales; Herpotrichiellaceae
Exons: 1
Coding region: 1-528 (175 amino acids)
Source: RefSeq, a predicted model, not a curated record